Messenger RNA from Stylophora pistillata, 2268 nucleotides. Its product is annotated as excitatory amino acid transporter 1. Gene Ontology annotation, molecular function: L-glutamate transmembrane transporter activity; neutral L-amino acid transmembrane transporter activity; glutamate:sodium symporter activity. Gene Ontology annotation, cellular component: plasma membrane. Gene Ontology annotation, biological process: L-glutamate transmembrane transport. The record is from RefSeq and is a predicted model, not a curated record. NCBI's taxonomy places the organism in Eukaryota, Metazoa, Cnidaria, Anthozoa, Scleractinia, Pocilloporidae.
AGGAGGGCGAGGUAUUGACGGUGGUCUCAGGUUUAAUUCAGUAAAUACGGAAACUGAAAUGGUUUCUGCACGUGCUUCAACUUAAUUUUCUUCUUUUGAUAAGAAAAAGACUGACAAGCUUAUUGUUUCGUACUUUUCAUGUACGUGAUUGUGAAAUGUCACUUCACGUAUCGCUGAACCUUGGCUGAAAAAUCUAAUUUCCUCCUGAAUGUAAACAUGUGACGCAUGAUUGCAUCUUUUGUUUAGCUUCUGUUUUCGUCCAAUGAAAGGUUCGUCAAAUAUUGAAAGAAGGUUGUAGAGAGUGCAUCGGGAGUACAUUUGCAUCAAGUUGAGUCUUUAAUGCUGUAUUUUUUUAACAUAAGGUUUGACAUAGCUAGUAGGUCACGACCUACCACUGAAUCGAAACCAGACAAAGUUAUUUAUUCGGCGCAGAGAUGGCGAAAGGAAACGGCCGAGGCAUUUUUUCAUCAGGAGGAAGCAAGUGCUGCGGUUGUUGUUCAGGAUGUAUGCGACGAGUUCGCAAAGACUUGUUGCUUGUUCUGAUAAUCAUUGGUGUCGUGAUCGGUUUUGUCAUCGGAACCCUUGUCAACGAACCAGUCAAUAUCAUCGAAGAUAUCGAAGACAAGAAAACCGUGUUGAUGUUGAUCGGAUUUGCCGGCGAACUAUUCAUGAGCAUGCUGAAGAUGCUGAUUCUUCCACUGAUCGUGGCUAGCUUGAUUUGUGCGUUGGCAUCUCUUGACGCGAAAGCUACUGGUCGUGUUGGAAGGCGAGCUCUUGUUUAUUACCUUUCGACGACCAUCUUGGCUGUCAUCCUUGGAAUAGUGUUGGUGGUGGCCAUCAGACCCGGAGAGACCGACGAGGAAAAAACUGGGACGAAAGACGUGCAACCUGUGAGAACCUUAGAUGCUUUUUUGGAUCUGAUCAGGAGCUGUUUCCCUAGUAACAUAGUUGCAGCGACCUUUCAGCAGAAAAAAACCAAAUAUGCAACAAGUGACCCAGUAUAUAAAAUGGAAAAUAAGUCAUUACCAAAUGGAUCAUAUGAAAUGCAGUCUGUCGUGGCCAAGAAAGGUUCCAACACUGUUCCUGAUGGGCUGAUGGUGGACCCCAAGGGAUCACUCAAUGUUUUAGGACUGGUAGUGUUCUCCAUUGUGUUUGGAAUUGUCAUGGGAAGAAUUGGUGAGCGGGGCAUGCCCCUAAAAGCUUUCUUUGAAGCACUUAAUGAGGUGAUCAUGAAGAUGGUGACAUUGGUUAUGUGGUUUUCCCCAAUAGGUAUCUGCAGCCUAAUAGCAGCAAAAGUGGCAGCAAUGGAUGACAUUCUUAAGUCAUUAAAUAUGGUUGGCCUGUACAUGGCGACAGUGAUAGCAGGGUUACUGAUCCAUGCAAUAAUCAUCAUUCCGCUGCUUUAUCUAAUAGCAGUGCGCAAGAAUCCUCUGGGAUAUUUUCUUGGUUUGAGGGAUGCUAUAAUCACAGCAUUUGGAACUUCCUCAAGCUCUGCAACUCUGCCAACCACCAUGCGCUGUCUCGAGGAUUAUAACAAAGUUGAUGCACGCAUCAGUCGUUUUGUGCUGCCUCUUGGUGCAACAGUUAACAUGGAUGGCACAGCUUUGUAUGAAGCGGUUGCUGCCGUGUUUAUUGCCCAGGCCAACGGCAUUACUCUGAAUGUUGGACAGCUUAUAACUACAUGUUUCACAGCCACAGCAGCUUCUAUUGGUGCUGCAGGAAUACCACAAGCAGGACUGGUUACCAUGGUGCUUGUCCUUCAAGCUGUCAAUUUACCCACUGAUGACAUUGGUCUCAUUUUAGCAGUGGACUGGUUUUUAGAUCGUAUCCGCACUGCUGUGAAUGUCAUUGGUGAUGCCUAUGGGGCUGGUAUCGUUGAACACCUGUCUCGCAAUGACCUGAUGUCAAUGGACUUCACUGCCCGAGAAGAGGACAUUCCCCUGGAUCAGUAUGACCGAUACACACCAAAGCCUGAGGGUACCAAUGAUGUACAUGCCAGUGAUGCAUCGCUGCGUGCAACAAACUUCUAAGAAUGCCCUGGCCAAGCAGUACCUGGAUAAUAAGCUUCACUGUAAAAGUUAUAAAUACAGUGGUUAACCUAUUAAAAGUUAUAACUUAACAGUGAAUAUUAUGGAAGAUUUGUUUUGUUCCAACAUAGUCAAAUUUUUUCUAAGGCAAUAUGUAACCCGUUUAACUCCAAAGAUCUGAUUGUUAAUUCUCCCCUCUACCUGCAACACAUCUUCUUGUAAAUUAUUUUCUAGAAGUUGG